Messenger RNA from Stylophora pistillata, 2023 nucleotides. RefSeq lists its product as uncharacterized. The record is from RefSeq and is a predicted model, not a curated record. Lineage: Eukaryota; Metazoa; Cnidaria; Anthozoa; Scleractinia; Pocilloporidae. Gene Ontology annotation, cellular component: membrane. Gene Ontology annotation, biological process: sensory perception of taste.
AAGGAGAGGAGGGAAAGCAUACUUGAAUGUCGAGGCCUUUUUGAGAAUUUUCAUUUGAUUUUCUAUUCUCUUAGCUUUAAAUCAUCGACGUUGUUGAAAAAAGGGUUAUCGUUUUCAGCCGUUUCGAACUAUGCGCAUGCUGCAGGUGAAUAACGCUCAGCAUCAAGAUGUGCCUUCCGAACAAUCACAAGAAAACGAAACUAGAUCGAACGAAUCAAGAAAUGUGUCAGAUAAUAACCAUUCUCGCCGUAGAGAAAUAGCUUGCAAGCUUCGACCCAUUUUGAAUUUGAUGAAACUAACUGGAGAGUGCUCUGAGGAUGUCUUGGUGCUGAAUGAGAUAUCUGCAACAGGUUCGCGCCUCUUUUCUCGUUUGUACCGCGGAUUAGUAAUUCUUGGUCAGUGGUUCGUUGCGGUGCAAUGUAUUACAACCGUUUUCUUCGAAGGUUUUGAAGAGUUAAAGAGGUUUUAUUUUUUGAUGAUCUUCGUCAUUUGGUCUCUACAAUCUGCAGCAGUUGCAACGAUAUGUCUAUGUGUUUUCCCAAACAGGCAAACAGAGUCAUCCCGUUUUUCGCAGUUUUUAAGCAGCUUGUGCAAUGCAGAAAGUAAUGAAAGAAGGACAAAGAAGUAUAAUGGGAACUUGAUAUUGGCUCUCGUCAGUUUCUUUGCCCUUUUCAACACUCUUUUCUUCAUAUCUCUAGACCUCAUAUAUGGCUCGGUAGCCUCUUUUCGUCCUUGGAACGGAUUCCUGGUUUAUCGCUUGAUUUUCUAUUCGUUUGUUUUUUACAGUAGCUUUUCAUGGGCACUGCCAUUUUUAUUGUUUUACGUAUCUUGCGAUCUGCUGCUCGGAAUAUUUGACGAUUUGGAGACCAAAGUGAAAGCAGGUGAUCCUAAUGCUUCUGAUAUCGGAUGGAUUCGGCAGGAGCAUCGAAAACUUUGUGUGCGAGUUGAUCUCGCAAAUAGAGUUUUUUCACCUCUUCUUUUGGCGGCAGUGAGUUUAGAUGUUCCUCUAAUGUGUUUCAACUUUCACCAGCUGUUGAAAUCAAACGCAUCUACGGGUACAGACCUAACAUAUCUUGUUUCACUUUUGUAUUGGUCUGUUUGUGUGGCCGUAAAGUUAGCCUUUGUUCUACUGGAGGGAGUAAAAGUCAACGAGAAGAUUCAUAGUUUUUAUGACACCUUACAGAGCUUCACUGUUCCAGACUAUAAAGGACACUUAGAGCUUCUACAUUUUAUGAUGCAUCUUCGGGGAGAGCCAAUCGGAAUCUCUAUUGGGGGACUGGCUGUGAUCGACAAGUCCCUCGCCAUCUCGCUCGUGGGGAUAAUGAUUUCGUACUUCACAGUAUUGAUAACAUUGCCAAGUUGAAGCAGAGAUACGGCAUAACCACACUUCGUGAAGAAGAUGAAUAUUUCAUUUCCAUGUUUUAGUGCUGUUGUUUUACGUGUUGCUUUGGUUUUCAUAACAUUUAUGGAAAUUUAAUGACUUUUAAGUCACUGUAAAUAACGAAAGAGAACAUUUAAUCAAACUCUAUCAGUGGUGUAGCUACCAUAAUGUGUUAUAUCUGGAAGUAAAUUAAAGUUUUGCCGAGUAAAACAGAGCACUGAUCACCCACAGACAUUUUAUUAUCCUCUAAAAAGUUCCUUAAUAACGUUAAAUUUUGCCAUUAAACUUUGUAUUUCUGUGGACUUUUGCAGCGAACAAAACUAAUAAUCAGAAAAAGUCUUCAUAGAAAUUUAAAAAAAAAAAGGUAAAAGAUGAAAGAAAGGAAAAGUCGCUCUGUUUUACUCACUACGUAGGUGGGGUGAUGUAACGGAAGUAGUGUUCAUUUUCGCGUGAGUUAUGAAUGUAUAAUGAUCGUGAAAUUUUGCAAGUACUAGGUCUUCAUGUAUUUGAUUUAUAUACAUAAGGUGAAACUGUUUUUUGGUUUAAUUAAUUAUCUGUUGUAAAAAGCGCAUGCAAGUUAGGCUUUAUCAGUUUAUUUUUCUUUUUAGUUGUAACUACAUGAUGAAAUCCCCCUGAAAUAGU